Messenger RNA from Didymodactylos carnosus, 690 nucleotides. Lineage: Eukaryota; Metazoa; Rotifera; Eurotatoria; Philodinida; Philodinidae. The record is from the annotation of a GenBank genome assembly.
AUGAGUCCUAUAACUGGCUCCAAAGCCACAAUUAUUACAACUGACCCAAGAACUCCAGAUACAGCAUCCGUUCUCAUUCAAUCACCACAUCGUGCUUAUGUACAAAAAAAUAUUCGUCACCGUGUCUGUGUUGCCGUUAAUGUUCUUAUCGCAAUGAAUAUCAUAUCAAAAGAUCAAAAAGAUAUUAGAUGUAUUGAAUUUUCUGUCAAUGCAUUAUUUGAAUGCGAGGUAUUAGAUCUUAUUGAUGAUCUGGAUUGCUUAGAUCGACUGGGUUUAUCUAAUGAAUUACGUGCACAAACAAACAAUCUUCUAGAAUUAGAAAAAGCUGGUUUACUGCUUCCCGAAACGUUUCAUGAUUUUGUGACGGAAAUGUGUCUUGUUGGAACACUUCGAACUUUAUAUGAGCGAGUGAGCAUUGUUUCCAAUACUCAACAACCACAAUAUCAAUCCCAACAAUACCGCAUAAAGUCGAAACAAUUCGCAACAAAUUAUGAUGAACAAGAGCCAGAAUAUAUUGUUGAUAAUGAAAAGAAUGACGAUGUAUUAUCAUGGUCGUCAAAUGAAGAAAUAGAAAAUAAACCACAACAACAACAACAAUCUGAAUGUUUACUUUCAGAGGCUAAUAUUUUUGAAUCUGAUAGAUGCACUCUUAUCACAACCGAAAUACAAUGGCCAACUCUAUAUCUGUAA